Molecule: messenger RNA, 896 nt
Organism: Solanum verrucosum
Lineage: Eukaryota; Viridiplantae; Streptophyta; Magnoliopsida; Solanales; Solanaceae
Product: 60S ribosomal protein L13a-4
Exons: 4
Coding region: 85-705 (206 amino acids)
Biological process (GO): translation
Cellular component (GO): ribosome; large ribosomal subunit
Molecular function (GO): structural constituent of ribosome
Source: RefSeq, a predicted model, not a curated record
CUCCAUUUCUUCACAAGCAGCAACCAAGGGUUAGCAGAGCACUGUGUGUCUGUGUGUUAGAGAGAGAAAGAGGAGAGAGAGAAAAUGGUAUCAGGUUCAGGAAUCAGCGCAAGGAGGAUAGUGGUGGAUGCUCGCCACCAUAUGCUUGGAAGACUUUCUUCAAUUUUGGCGAAAGAGCUUCUCAAUGGACAGAGAGUUGUUGUUGUUAGAUGUGAAGAGAUUUGCCUUUCCGGUGGACUUGUUCGCCAGAAAAUGAAGUAUCUUAGAUUUCUUCGUAAGAGAAUGAAUACAAAGCCAUCUCAUGGUCCUAUCCAUUUUCGUGCUCCUUCUAAGAUCCUUUGGCGUACAAUCCGUGGGAUGAUUCCCCACAAGACCAAACGUGGGGCAGCUGCACUUGCCCGCUUGAAGGUUUACGAGGGUGUCCCACCCCCAUAUGACAAGAUUAAGAGGAUGGUUAUUCCCGAUGCUCUAAAGGUAUUGAGGCUCCAAGCAGGACACAAGUACUGUCUCUUGGGCAAGCUUUCAUCAGAGGUUGGAUGGAACCAUUACGAUACUAUCAAGGAACUCGAGAACAAGAGGAAGGAGAGAGCUCAGGUAGCAUACGAGAGGAGAAAGCAGUUGGCAAAACUUAGAGUUAAGGCUGAGAAAGCUGCCGAGGAGAAGCUUGGACCUCAACUUGCCGUUAUUGCUCCAAUCAAGUAUUGAAUUGGGACAUAGUUAUUUCGAAGUACAAUUUUGUUGAAGAUCGAUUAUUCAUCUUAAUCUCGACCUUUUUCUUGGUUACAUUGUCCUCUUGAGUGGUGUAUUUUCAGUUAGCAGUGUUUGAGAAGACUCUCAGACUCUUUUAUCCUUCAUUGUUUUUGGUAAUGAAAUCGAAUCUCAUGCUUUUAGUGAUA